This is a messenger RNA of Chara braunii, 1334 nucleotides long. The record is from the annotation of a GenBank genome assembly. NCBI's taxonomy places the organism in Eukaryota, Viridiplantae, Streptophyta, Charophyceae, Charales, Characeae.
GCCGGAUUGUUCGUUACUGAACGAGGACAUAUUUUCGUGUCGAGGUUGUCGUCACGAAACAUGCGGUGCUCACGCCGAAGAAACGCCAUCGUCAUUGCAGCGAGCGGCGCAAGCGUUCUCCAUCGCUCGCACGCAACGUGUGCAUUCUUCGUUCUGGAGCCCGCGGAUGUUGCGCGCACAGUCCUGGCAUUUGAUGUGCGGAAUGCGAUAUCGCAUCCCUCACGACCAGCGCCAGGAGCGCGCGCUCAACAUUCAUGGCCUCUAUGGUGGAUCAUGUGCACGUUGUGUGCGCGGAAUGGAGAGGACAGCAACUCUCCCGGGAUUGACGCCAUAGUCUCUUCGGGGAGGGAGGCUCAAGUGUUGCGGCGAGAACACGAACACGUUUUUCUUCAAUGCCAAGCCAAACAAGAGUCGUGGGGGCGGUCGCGUGGAACGAAUGAGAGAGAAGCAAAACGGGAUACGCAAACCGUGUGCCCCGAUGUCCACGUCAUCCGUUCCUGCCGUCCCAGCCACUUGCGACACGUGGCACGACAUGAUGAUAAUGAUGACGACGGUGAUGAACACGAUGAUAGUGACGAUUACGGUGGUGAUGUUGAUCUGGGCGACGAUGUCGCUGACGAUGAUGACGAUGUUGAUGAUGAUGAUGAUGUCGAUGAUGAUGUUCGUGAUGAUGAUGAUUGUGAUGACGACGAUGAUGAUGAUGACGAUGAUGACGACGAUGAUGACGGCGAUGAUGACGAUGUUGAUGAUGGCGAUGACAACGGAGAGGACGAUGGUGGUGAUUUUGAUGACGACGACGAUGUCGCUGAUGAUGAUGAUGUUGUUGAUGACGUUGAUGAUGUUGAUGAUGAUGUCGAUGAUGAUGACGAUGAUGAUGAAGAUGAUGACGCUGAUGGUGGUGGCGACGAUGAUGGUGAUGAUGGGGGCGAUGAUGAUGAUGAUGAUGAUGAUGGCAAGCAAGAAUCACGGGGCCGCUCGCGAGGAAAGAACGAGCGGGAAUCAGAAGGGGACACAAAAACCAUGUGGCCCAAUGUCACCGACAUCCUUUCCCUCCGUCCCCGCAACUUGAAACAGGUGGCGCGACGCUGCCGCUCCCAUGGGCCGGCAAACAUGCCUGACACGAGGGCAGGCAGAACAACACUUUGCCUUGAAGAGGGCACAGCGCACACGAUGGCGCUGCUCUUUGACGGCUCACAGUUCUUCGAGGAGGCGCAGUUCUUCGACCACGGCGAAGCGCACACGAUGGCGCAACUGUUCGACAAGGGCUCAGCGCAAACGGUGGUGGCCACUUGCUGACGCAGGACGCAGAGACGAGAUGUCGAAGCGGAGACAAC